Aspergillus homomorphus CBS 101889 is the source of this 1846-nucleotide messenger RNA. RefSeq lists its product as uncharacterized. Bases 369 to 1712 code for a protein of 447 amino acids. The record is from RefSeq and is a predicted model, not a curated record. NCBI's taxonomy places the organism in Eukaryota, Fungi, Ascomycota, Eurotiomycetes, Eurotiales, Aspergillaceae. The transcript has a single exon.
GAACACGACCACACAUACUUUACCCUGGUUGGUCCACGGUCCUGGCAGCGCUUGCCCAACGAGGAUGUCAGGUUCAAAACCUUGAAGGGAAUUGGCGUCACUGCUCCAAGGUUCCCCACAUUUCCCAAUUUUGGCGAGGCGAUCUAAUGGUUGAAGCCGGGUGUUCUCAUACACUGAGAUCGUUCAGAAGUACUUGGCCAUCUACGUCAUCGAGAUAAUCAAAAAGUGCUUCAAGUCUAUAUAAAUCAGUAGCGGCUGCUGCAAACAAUCGUUAACUCUGACUACAUGACAAUCAAAUCCUAAUACUCAUAAGCCCGCCUCAAGUCUCUAAUCAAGUACCCGGUUUACUUAUCAUCUGCAAUACCACCAUGUCCAACAUCAUGAACCCUAUCGACGACCCAUCAUACAACGUUGACGCGACUGAGCAAGCCUUUGGUACCAACCGUAUGUAUCCCAACCACGGUGCCAGUGCCUAUAACAAUGCGCCUGUCGGCAGCAACUCCCACGGAAAUCUUUCUCAAUCCAUCGCUUCGGCCAAGCCACAGUCGGGUAGCUUUGGUAAUGCCCCAAGGGGAGCCACUAAUUCAUAUAACACCUUCGGCACCUCAACUACCCAUCCGUUGAGACAAGAAACAUCAUCGAUUUCAAACAUUGCAUCGCCUACUACAACCCUGGGUACAAGCACCGGUCAUGGUUUCCAGGAAGAUCUUUCCGAUCAAUCGGCUCGACACAACACCAUCGGUUCAUCGACAAAGCUCAACGAUGGAUCCCGUGGUGAGCUCAUGGAUCAUUUACCAUCAGCGGACUCUCGUCUAGGACACAUGAAAGAGAAUAUAGAUACUCCACGAGGGGAGACCAAUCGUGACAGCGCCCGGCUGGCUCAAUAUAGCACUCCAUCGACACAGCUCAGUCGUGGAAGUCAUCCCUCAGACCAACUGUCAUCUUCGAGAGAGCCUCAUCUAGGACAUAUGACAGCGAGCACGGGAACUCCAUGUGCGGAAACCAACCGUGACAGCGCUCAAGCAGCUCGGUACAGCACCGGUGCGUCGAAAGAGCUCGACAGUGGAAGCCAUCCCUCGGAUCAAGUAUCGCAUUCGAGAGAACCUCAUCUGGCGCACGCGACACAAAGUAUCGAUACCCCACGUGCUGGAACCGACCGUAACAGCACCCAGGACGAACAGCACAACAUCAUACCCAGUGACGAUACCGCCGAUCUCAGAUCGGCAUCUCGCGGUACUGGAGCACGGACGGCCAACGGUGCUGCCAGCUCGCGAAGCCAUGGUGAGGUCAAAGAUGAAGCAAGCUCUUCUGCUGAGAGAACAAAGGACCGCAUGGAGGGGAACUUGGACAGCGAUCUGAACGGAGAGAAAGUGAACGGCAUUGCAGGUGUGAUUCCUAUUUCCGGCAGUGCUGGCCCGACCACCACAAAGACGUUCAACCCCCAUGCUACAGUAGACGGCAGCAACCAUCACAACACCGCCACUCAGCCUUCCAACCCAGCAGAGACCCGCAACGGCGACAUGGAGCACAGUCCACGAGACGUCCGUACCCAGUCCUCUAACAUAGGUAGCAGUAGCUACAAUACCCCGGGUAGCGGUCACGCACAGAGCACGGCCGAGCCCUUGGAGAGCCACAAUCCGCGAAAAGGUAGCGUUGGUAUGACGUCAGAUGUGAAGAGUUCCGAGGCUUUCGGUUCUCAGCGAGCUGCAUAGGUGGAUGCAUAGAUUAUAUGUUGUAUAGCUAGUCUUACCUUGUACCCUGGAUAUGACCAUUGCAAUGAAUGUAAAUAUUUUGCUUGUGUGCGCGUGGAAUGCUAGUUAGCAGUCAAGUGUGCGUUUGAGUCGAC